Nematolebias whitei (Rio pearlfish) is the source of this 1054-nucleotide messenger RNA. It is a transcript of the gene pnrc1, whose product is annotated as proline-rich nuclear receptor coactivator 1. The record is from RefSeq and is a predicted model, not a curated record. Gene Ontology annotation, cellular component: nucleus; P-body. The coding region runs from base 283 to 1038 and encodes 251 amino acids. Lineage: Eukaryota; Metazoa; Chordata; Actinopteri; Cyprinodontiformes; Rivulidae. The transcript has 2 exons. Gene Ontology annotation, biological process: nuclear-transcribed mRNA catabolic process, nonsense-mediated decay.
CCCCAUCACUCACCUUUAUCAGCCAUAACAGUUCCGCAGCGCCACAUCACAAAACGUCGUCCAACGACCUUUAAGGGGCCGCAGGAAUUAAAGACCCACCAGAAUCCAACCGGGAGCUUCUGAGAACACGAUAAGACAUAAUUAUUUAUUUAUUUUUUAAUCGCUACCCGCGUGUUGACGUCGACAACCGAAGUUAGCUCCGAAGCUAACUGUUAGCCUGUGACGUUGUUGACCAAAACAAGGAGUUUCACAGCCUGUGUAUGUUUUCAUCACUCCCACGAGAUGUUGGACGGAACUCCUGCAAACGGUGAUGAAGCCUUCAGUGGCAACGUGGAGAACAACAACCCGGUACCGGGCGCAAGAGUUCUGAAGCAGCUGCUGGUGAAGAAAGGAGGGAGGAAGCCGCUGCUGCAUCACCAGAAACCCCCAAGAAGCUGCCCGAGCAUCCGCCUGUCGGACCACAACAACAACUCCCUCCUGACCGCCUCACCGGGACCCAGACCCGCGGCCCAGACCCAUGUGCCCAUCAUCAACCAGAACCUCCAUCAUGUGAGACAAGGAGCCAAGAAAGAGAUGCUGAAAUCAAAAGGUGUCAGAUUAGAGCGAGGGGGCGUCCAACCAGGAAGCCAGCCCCCCCGCCACCUUCUGAAACACGAUCAGAUCACCCACAACGUGAACACCAGGAGCCACAAACCCAAACAGAGCCCAACCCCCGCUGGUUCCCCCUCCUCGAAGAACAACGAUAACCGCACUCCCAAGAAGUCUUCGUCUUCCCUCCUGCCUCGGCCCCAGGAGCAGAAGAAACCCCUCCUGGCCUCAACCAACGUGAAGAUCAUAAACAGCCCCCCCACUGAAGACGAACACCUCAAAGAUGGAGAAAAGAUCUACGCUGGAGCCAAGUUCAGCGAGCCCCCCUCACCCAGUGUCCUCCCCAAACCCCCCAGCCACUGGGUGGGAGAAAACCAGCCUCAGCAGAGCAACCGAAGCCGUGAGCUGAUGACCGUGCACCUGAAGACUCUGCUCAAAGUCCAGGAUUAACCUUCAGAACCUGGAG